Messenger RNA from Microthlaspi erraticum, 339 nucleotides. The record is from the annotation of a GenBank genome assembly. Lineage: Eukaryota; Viridiplantae; Streptophyta; Magnoliopsida; Brassicales; Brassicaceae.
AUGGCUUCCGCGCCACGGAGGAGCUCUGUGGGGAAAGAUCCGGCGAAGGCGUUGAGUGAUUUAGCGUCUGGUUUUGUGGAGAACGUGAAGAGGAACAAGCACAGCUUCUUCCAGUUCUUCGCGAUCUCCGGGAUGUUGCUUCUGAGCUUCCGAUCGAUAAGUCAAAAGUAUCAAAUCCACCAGCUGGAGGAAGAAAUGGUUGUUCUUAAUGAUGAGCGUGACUCUCUGAACGAUCGCAUGAAGCAGAUCAAGAGCAGUCUUCUGCGUCAAGCGACGGUUGAUUCCACCGGCGUCUUUGCUUCUCGUCUCCGUCUUCUUUUCAGCGACGAUGAUCAGUGA